This is a messenger RNA of Vollenhovia emeryi, 613 nucleotides long. RefSeq names its product transmembrane protein 60. The coding region runs from base 115 to 501 and encodes 128 amino acids. Lineage: Eukaryota; Metazoa; Arthropoda; Insecta; Hymenoptera; Formicidae. The record is from RefSeq and is a predicted model, not a curated record. The transcript has 2 exons.
ACAGGAUAUCGCGGCAUGUUUGUCGCUGCAGAAGGUUAGAAUCGUGGAAAAGUCGAUGCCCGAAAACGCGAGCUCCAUGAAAUAGUGAAUUAUUAAAUUAAACGAAAGCCUUCCAUGGCGGUUUUACAUCGCGCCUUGUUCACUUGGUUCAAUUUGCUCAUAUUCCUCAUCCUGUUGGUCCUGAGGCUCGACCAGAGAAUACAAUGGAACUGGUUCAUAGUUUUCAUCCCAAUGUGGCUGUACGAUAACAUUCUUCUCAUUUACAUUGUUUUCAACAUGAUUUCGCACUGCAAGAACGGACGUGUCAACAGCUUGCAGCGGGAAGCAUGGUACAUGAUAGCUGUGAUCUUAAAAUUAUGCGCUCAGAUCUUGAUUUGCCUGAAACUGGAGGUCCCUCACUGGUCUCUACCAGCCAAAGCGGUACUGGCACCGUUCUGGCUGCUUCUUCCAGUGUUAGCCGUCGAUGUGUUUAUCCACUUGAUAUACCAAACUAGAUAUUGACGAUGGAUGAAUUUCGGCUUGUUCCAAGUUACUUAAGGGCGCGUAUGUAUUGUGUUAAAUUAUCUUGUGGAUGUUACUUGCUGUACAUAAUCAAAUAUACAAUUGAUAUUAA